AUGGUGUACCAAGACAAUCUCACCAAAUUCUGCAUUCUCCGUCCUCUUCAAACCAAACGUACUGCAGAGGUUGCCUUCCAACUUGUAGAUAUCUUCCUUCUCAUGGAUGCCCCUGCAGUUCUUCAAAGUGAUAAUGGCUCAGAGUUCACAUCCAGGGUGAUUACUGAGGUAAAAGAAAUAUACCAGGUCUCACCAUGGUUCAUGGGACGCCCACAAAGUCAGGGUUCUGUAGAACGUGCGAACGGUAACAUUAAGGAUAUGUUAGUUACCUGGCUUGCAGACAAUAAUUCACAAGACUGGUCAGUUGGUAUCAAUUUCAGGGGACAGCAACAUUCAGAAAAUGCUGCUCAACAUUCUGGGAUAAAGUGCUCUCCAUACUCUGCUACGUUUGGUUGUGAAGCCAGAGUUGGCCUGACUUUUUCACCUCUACCCACAGAAGUUGUGUCAAGGUUGGAGCGUGAGGAUGAUCGCAUAGCAGUUAUGUCAGGAGAUGAUAAAACAACAACAGGUUCUGCUGCAAGUUCUACAGGUCCAGUGACCACUAGCGAAGCGACUACAAGUGACAAUGACAAUGAUUUAUUGACCACUGAAAAACGUAGAGUGGAAGCAUACAGAGGUCAGGUAACCCAAGCUGAGAGAAUGGUCAAACGUAGUCGCUUAGACUUUAAAGUUGGUGAGCCUGGUGACAAUAUUGCUGUCCCAAUUCUAGCUGUGGAUCGUGGUAGAGGAGAUCCGCGGAAUAUCCUGGGUGUUAUUGUCAGCAUAGAUUUGGACUAUGACCAGUAUAAUAUCUCUGUGAAGUCGGGUGUUCUAAAGGGUCAGAAUUCUAAAAACCAGUUUGAUCUUUACCCCCAGCAUUUGGCAAAAUAUGACGUAAAUCAGGAUACUGCAGUGUCACUACGGGAAGCUGUCAUUGCACAAUCUGCAUGUGCUGGUCAGGGAUUCACUAGAUGCAACUGUAGUGGUCAAAGAAAUGUUCAACUACCAAAUGUAAGAGAUUUAAAGCUAAAGCAAAAUGUAACUCUCGGUGCCAUGGAAGUGUCAACUGUGCUAAUAAAUGCUGAUUGUUGA
Penaeus monodon (black tiger shrimp) is the source of this 1071-nucleotide messenger RNA. Its product is annotated as SCAN domain-containing protein 3-like. The transcript is spliced from 2 exons. The coding region runs from base 1 to 1071 and encodes 356 amino acids. Lineage: Eukaryota; Metazoa; Arthropoda; Malacostraca; Decapoda; Penaeidae. The record is from RefSeq and is a predicted model, not a curated record. Gene Ontology annotation, molecular function: nucleic acid binding. Gene Ontology annotation, biological process: DNA integration.